CCCAACCCUAUCCCAUGUGACCCACCCACACGGGCUAUAUAGUUGGGAUAUUAACGUUAUGUAGUUAGUAUGAUCUCGGCGGGCAGGGGGGGACUAAAACUUAUUCAUGCUCCGCACUUGCACUGUACGGAGUAGUUAGCAUUAGUUGCUGCUAGCUAGAUAUAAUAAAACACAUUACUUGAAACCUCCUUACAUGGAGAAGCAAUGCUGAGAUUUGUAAUGGCAAUGCAUUUCUCAGGUUUCGACUUCAACUCGCUGGGGAGGAAUUACCAAAUGGAGUAGCUCCGGCAUGCCAAACCUCCAUGUUCUGUUCUACGCGCCCAAGUGGCUGUUGGUCAGCUCGAAGCAUGAAACCUGGCACCCUGCCAAUGCUAAGUCAUCCAUGGCUACUGUGUCGAGGUUAGUCACAGGCACCUAGGCAUUACCACUUGCCAGUCGGAAUAGCUCUCUGCUAAAUGAAAGUCCACUUUGCUUCGGCGGAGUAUCUCCUAUCAUGGACCAUUAGAUAAUGUCUGUUCGUAUCUCGUGUGCCUAACUGCGCUGGGUGAGUUGCUGUGCUGAAUGGCGCGGUUCCAUGGAUUUCUCUGCUUCUAUCCCGUCGUAGUUCUGUAGACGGGGUAUAUAUGGGGAUGGAGAGCCUGAGCUGGACGGAAAGAAAACUGCUAUUCAGUGUAAACAACGUGUUCUACUUUAGUCUUCUUCAAACCAAUUGAUCCCCUCCCCAUCCUCGUAUACUCAAUCUAUAUCUCACAGAGCCAACUACUACCUUAUCCCUCAGGGCCAUAAGCAGCGAUCUACAAAAAUGAGCUUCACUUUCGACGUGAUCAAAGGCGCCAAAGACGGGAGGCUUGUCGCAGCCAAGACAACUCGGUCUUUGCAGCCAAAUCAGGUCUAUAUCGAGAUAACACACUCCGGGGUGUGUGGCACAGAUGAGCAUUACAGGCAUGUAGACCAGGUUCUGGGCCACGAAGGAAUCGGGAUUGUGAGAGAGGCCGGGUCUGGAGUCACCAAUGUCGACGUCGGAGAUCGAGUUGGUAUCGGAUACUUCCACGAAGUCUGCGGGCUUUGCCCAAGUUGUUUGGCAGGUUGGGACCAAUACUGCGAGAAUAAAAAGGAAUACGGCAGCGCUAAUUUAGAUAUCGGGUCCUUUGCUAAUGGCGCUGUCUGGAACGCUGACCUCGUCUUUCGCAUACCCGAUGGUAUUGACUCAGUUGAUGCCGCUCCCUUAAUGUGUGCUGGAGGAACGGUCUGGACAAUUUUGGCCGAAUAUGGGGUACGGCCAGGAGACCGUGUUGGGAUCCUUGGUGUUGGUGGCCUUGGACACUUGGCUAUCAAGCUCGCUGCGGCCAUUGGUAGCCAUGUGGUAGUUUUGUCGAGUAGCGAAGCAAAGAGACAGGAAGCUAUAGACUACGGUGCCAGCGAGUACCAUGUGUUCCGUUCAGGCCAGACCCUGGAGAGCAUGAAGCCCUUGAAGCACCUGCUGCUCUGUGGGAGUGCUGGGGUUGACUUCAACUCGCUCAUCCCGUUGAUGGACAAACAAGGGUCCAUAUACCCAAUCACAGUCGACAUGAACCCAUCCUCUAUUCCCUUGUUCCCUGUACUUCACAAUGGAAUUCGCAUUCAAGGGUCGCUGGUUUCGUCACGCCGCAACAUGCAUAAAUUACUGCAGCUUUGUGCAGCAAAGGGCAUCAAACCCACCACGAUGCAGUUCCCGUUGACCGUGGCUGGCGCAGAGGAGGCUAUGAAGAAUCUCCGAGAAGGCAAGAUCAGAUAUAGGGCUGUCCUUGCCCGUGAAGGCGUUUGAGUUGAGAGGGGAAAAAAUGAAAUACAUUCACCCUGGCGGAGUAUGCUACUCUGAAUUUUUUUUUUUUUUUUAAUUAUUUUUAUACCUUUUAAUAUCCAACUUGCUCGUAAUGUUAUAAACAAUGCAUUAUAUCGCAAACCCAUAGAUAUAAAUUCAAGAUCUCAGAUUGGACCUGUUAAUUUGAAAUUUGUGGGAGCGUGGGUAAAAACGGGAUUCCUUGACGCUGCGUGAAAGAUCUAACAGUCACUAGAAUGCAAAGAAAAGGCUUGCAAACCAGAACUCAUAGCAGAGAAGUUACGGCAGUCUAUACGGAGUAGUGACAAAUGUCAAAUGGGGUAUUUUAUACUAGUGUUACAAUGAGCACACAUGAAUGAUACUGAUUGUAUUAGCAAUCAAGAUCUCUUCAUUGAAAGUUGUAUGAAAUAAU
Molecule: messenger RNA, 2231 nt
Organism: Blastomyces gilchristii SLH14081
Lineage: Eukaryota; Fungi; Ascomycota; Eurotiomycetes; Onygenales; Ajellomycetaceae
Product: NADP-dependent alcohol dehydrogenase
Exons: 3
Coding region: 803-1804 (333 amino acids)
Biological process (GO): alcohol metabolic process
Molecular function (GO): zinc ion binding; alcohol dehydrogenase (NADP+) activity
Source: RefSeq, a predicted model, not a curated record